Perca fluviatilis (European perch) is the source of this 1061-nucleotide messenger RNA. It is a transcript of the gene psmb10, whose product is annotated as proteasome 20S subunit beta 10. Bases 134 to 973 code for a protein of 279 amino acids. NCBI's taxonomy places the organism in Eukaryota, Metazoa, Chordata, Actinopteri, Perciformes, Percidae. Gene Ontology annotation, molecular function: threonine-type endopeptidase activity. The record is from RefSeq and is a predicted model, not a curated record. The transcript is spliced from 8 exons. Gene Ontology annotation, cellular component: proteasome core complex.
AGUAAAAGUAAAAGCCUAUGAAAAGCGCUGACACACUGCCUGACGAGGCUUUUAUGUUGAAGACUUUUUAUCUUUAAUUCAGAAUCAGCCCUCCGCUUCAUCUUCAUCUCUUGUGUGUUCCUAGGAUCAGAAGAUGUUGCACAGUCUGAAGCCCUGCGAGCAGCAGACGGGGGGGGGCUUCUGCUUUGAGAACAGCCGCAGGAAUGCAGUGUUGGAGUCCAGUUUGUCAGAGUUUGGCUACAAAGCUCCCAGUGCAAGAAAGACAGGGACCACCAUUGCUGGGGUUGUUUACAAGGACGGAGUGGUCCUGGGAGCAGACACCAGGGCUACAGACGACAUGGUGGUGGCUGACAAAAACUGCAUGAAGAUUCAUUACAUCGCUCCGAAGAUCUACUGCUGUGGGGCCGGCGUGGCUGCAGACGCAGAGAUAACCACCCAGAUCAUGGCGUCUAAUGUGGAACUGCACAUGCUUAACACUGGGCGACCCCCACUAGUCGCCAUGGUAACCCGGCAGCUGAAACAGAUGCUGUUCAGGUACCAGGGUCAUGUCGGUUCAUCCCUAAUUGUUGGAGGAGUCGACGUGACUGGAGCUCACCUGUACAGUGUUUACCCACACGGCUCCUACGACAAACUGCCUUUCGUCACCAUGGGCUCUGGAGCUUCAGCUGCUAUCUCUGUAUUUGAGGACAGAUUCAAACCAAACAUGGAGCUCGAAGAGGCGAAGCAGCUCGUCCAAAACGCCAUCGCCGCAGGGAUUUUCUGUGACCUGGGUUCAGGCAGCAACGUGGACCUGUGUGUUAUCACCGAGGCUGGAGUGGAGUACCUGCGAGGCUACGACAAGCCCACCAUGAAGGGCGAAAGAGCGGGACAUUACAGGUAUAAGCCUGGCACCACGGCUGUCCUGACAAAAACGGUAACCCCGCUCUCUCUGGAUGUGGUCGAUGAAUCUGUUCAGAUCAUGGACACUGAAUAAAAUACAACGAAAUGCUUCUGGUGUAAUGAAACCUAUUCGUAGUGAUACAUUAGUGGACGAAAUAAAAAUGUACCAUGUGGUCAAUGGA